AUGGUAAUGUUGCGCGUGCCACUCGUAUUCUUCUUCCUGGCUACGGCGUGGGCGCAAGAAUUGUCGCAGCAGGAGCUUGACCCGGUGCUUGCGGCGGACGACGAGUGCGCUUCCGACGGCGGCGAGUCUUGCGGCGUGGAGUUGCUCCAGGCUCGUGCUUCGAAGGACGUCAAGGCGGAACUGGCGAGUUCCACCGUGGAGGCGAAUGAGGACGGCGGCGGGCAGCUUCUGCAGUACAACGCCACAGCCAACGCCACAGCCAAUGCAUCGCAGCCGCCGUGCCGCGGCACCAGCGCGCCUUGCUGGAUCGACAACGACUGCUGCUCCUCCCGCUGCUCACGAACCCGCCGCUGCGCGGCAGUGCGCUAG
Messenger RNA from Prorocentrum cordatum, 369 nucleotides. The record is from the annotation of a GenBank genome assembly. Lineage: Eukaryota; Dinophyceae; Prorocentrales; Prorocentraceae.